Molecule: messenger RNA, 325 nt
Organism: Acyrthosiphon pisum (pea aphid)
Lineage: Eukaryota; Metazoa; Arthropoda; Insecta; Hemiptera; Aphididae
Product: cAMP-responsive element-binding protein-like 2
Exons: 3
Coding region: 9-317 (102 amino acids)
Biological process (GO): regulation of DNA-templated transcription
Cellular component (GO): nucleus
Molecular function (GO): DNA-binding transcription factor activity
Source: RefSeq, a predicted model, not a curated record
UGCAAGAGAUGAAAAAGAGCACUACGACGACUCCGGCUUCAGUGGCCAAAAAGCGGAGUCGUAAGUCUGGAAAGAAGUCCAGUGACAAAGUGGACAUCAGAGCCAAACUAGAGAGGAGACGUCAAAGCGCCCGUGAUUGUCGGGCAAGAAAAAAUUUACGCUACCAAUACUUGGAUGAGUCGGUGGCAGACCGUGAACAGGCGGUCUUAUCUCUGCGACAGGAACUGGAUAAAUACAGAAUAUGGUGCAUUGAAAUUGAUGAAGGCAGGAUUCCAGAAGGUUUCCAAGAACUCUUGGAUGAAUUUGGUGCUGCAUAACAAAGGCA